Micropterus salmoides (largemouth bass) is the source of this 2445-nucleotide messenger RNA. RefSeq names its product probable histone deacetylase 1-B. Gene Ontology annotation, molecular function: histone deacetylase activity. The record is from RefSeq and is a predicted model, not a curated record. The coding region runs from base 89 to 1537 and encodes 482 amino acids. The transcript has 12 exons. Lineage: Eukaryota; Metazoa; Chordata; Actinopteri; Centrarchiformes; Centrarchidae.
CUGUGAUUGGUUGACUAGAGCUCAACGCGAGUUCCCCGGUGCAAGACAGGAACCGGUGGGCACGGAACAGUGGGGUAAUUGGUGUAAAAUGGCGCUAUCUCAAGGAACAAAGAAAAAAGUUUGCUAUUACUAUGAUGGGGAUGUGGGGAACUACUACUACGGCCAGGGCCAUCCCAUGAAACCCCACAGGAUCCGCAUGACACACAACCUCCUUCUCAACUAUGGACUAUACAGGAAAAUGGAGAUCUAUAGACCACACAAAGCCAGUGGUGAAGAGAUGACAAAGUACCACAGUGAUGACUACAUUAAGUUCCUGAGGUCCAUCCGACCAGACAACAUGUCGGAGUAUAGCAAACAGAUGCAGAGAUUCAACGUCGGAGAGGACUGUCCAGUGUUUGAUGGUCUGUUUGAGUUUUGCCAGCUCUCAACUGGCGGAUCUGUCGCUGGGGCAUUGAAGCUGAACAAGCAGCAGACAGACAUCGCCAUCAACUGGGCCGGCGGACUCCACCACGCCAAGAAGUCCGAGGCCUCUGGUUUCUGCUACGUCAACGACAUCGUCCUGGCCAUCCUCGAGCUGCUCAAGUACCACCAGAGGGUGUUAUACAUAGACAUUGACAUCCACCACGGUGAUGGAGUGGAGGAGGCCUUCUACACCACAGACAGGGUUAUGACUGUCUCUUUCCACAAGUAUGGGGAGUACUUCCCUGGGACUGGAGACCUGAGGGACAUUGGAGCUGGAAAGGGCAAGUACUACGCAGUAAACUACCCGCUUAGAGACGGUAUAGAUGAUGAGUCCUAUGAAGCCAUCUUCAAACCUAUCAUGGCUAAAGUCAUGGAGAUGUACCAGCCAAGCGCUGUUGUGCUCCAGUGUGGAGCUGAUUCCCUUUCUGGAGACAGACUGGGCUGCUUCAACCUCACCAUCAAAGGCCAUGCCAAAUGUGUCGAGUACAUCAAAAGCUUCAACCUGCCCCUGCUGAUGCUGGGCGGUGGAGGCUACACCAUUCGCAACGUGGCCCGUUGCUGGACCUACGAAACCGCCGUGGCCUUGGACUGCUCCAUCCCCAACGAGCUGCCCUACAACGAUUACUUUGAGUACUUCGGGCCCGACUUCAAGCUGCACAUCAGCCCAUCCAACAUGACCAACCAGAACACCAACGAAUACCUGGAGAAGAUCAAGCAGCGUCUGUUUGAAAACCUCCGUAUGCUACCUCACGCCCCUGGUGUCCAGAUGCAGGCGAUCCCCGAGGACGCUCCCCACCUGGACAGCGGAGACGAGGAUGAGGAGGACCCCGACAAACGCGUCUCUAUCCGGGCCCACGACAAGAGGAUAGCCUGUGAGGAGGAGUUUUCUGACUCUGAGGAUGAGGCGGAGGGGCAGGGAGGAGGCCGCAGGAACGCAGCCAACCACAAGAAGGUGAAACGAGUGAAGAAGGAGGAAGAGAAGGAAGGAGAGGAGAAGAAAGAAGUGAAAGAGGAGGAGAAGGAGGAAGAGAAGAUGGACACAUCAGGGCCAAAAGAAGAGGUGAAGACAACUUGAAGUCUGGCACGGGGAGAAAUGGAUGGUUGUACUGUUGUCCUCAAGUCUCACUGAAUCUUACAUUCUCCUGCUGCGACGAUAGGACCCUUUUUUGUAUUCCUGUUUUAUUAUGUGUUCUUCUGGGCAACCCCGGUCCACACUGUAUUCUUUGCAUUUGUUUCAAAGCUCAGUGAAGCACCAGUCGAGUGGGCACCGCACAGCCACAGCUGCCUAUCUUGAUCAUCAAUUUAGCAUGAAUUUCCCCCUGUAUUGUGGAAACCCCACCCGACUGGAGCUCCAUGUAGUAUAAAACCGCUCUAAUCGUUCUCAGCUGUUCAGAGAACCAGGUCAACUUUAAUGUGAAGAAAACCACCCGAGUUAUUACUGUUCCUGUCAUGGCAUUCCAGAUUUGAACAAGUUUGUGGGGCUCAUGCUGAAAUCCCUGCAGGCAUAGAUAAGUGUAGCACUCACAUGCAAAAAGCCUUUUGUUAGUUUUUUUUAACAUCUAUUUAUGAUACUGUUGGAAUAACCAGCAUUUUGGCAAACUGAUGUUUGGCUUGCUGUGUUAAUUUAUCAGUGAAUGCAUGUUUAGAAUGAUCUCGCCUUAAGCAUGCACAUGUUACUCUCACGGGCCAUUAAGUUAUUUUAAAUCAUGAAUGCAGUCAGUCCCUUCAGCCCAUCUUCCUAUCAAUAUCUUGUCAGUGUUUCUUCCCUUAUUGUUCGGAUGUGUAAGUAUGAAUCUGUGUGAACCUCUGGAGAGGCAGAUGUUGAGAAGUGAGUGACUUGUUUUAGAUAUUUUGUACCAUUAUACAUGAAGGUGGAGUGAGCUGGUAAAAUGGUCCUCCACAUGUGGUUGUUUGGAGUUCUAUCCUUGUGAAAUGUGCAUUAUCAUAACUUUGUCAUAGAAAAAUAAAGAAAAUUGAUCCACA